This is a messenger RNA of Thecamonas trahens ATCC 50062, 2893 nucleotides long. RefSeq names its product Wd-repeat protein. Gene Ontology annotation, molecular function: protein binding. Gene Ontology annotation, cellular component: Pwp2p-containing subcomplex of 90S preribosome; small-subunit processome. Gene Ontology annotation, biological process: rRNA processing. NCBI's taxonomy places the organism in Eukaryota, Apusomonadida, Apusomonadidae. The transcript has 2 exons. Bases 27 to 2876 code for a protein of 949 amino acids. The record is from RefSeq and is a predicted model, not a curated record.
CACCUCUUCCCGUCUUCACCACUCCCAUGUCCCAACUGUGGACACCAUACCGGGCACUGGGCCUGGUCUCCGGAGAGGCACCGUUCUUCGUCGAGCGGCGUGGGACCAAGUCGUUCAUCACCACGCCUGUCGGCUCGUCGUUCCAUGUUUACGAUGCUGACAAGCUCCGGCUGGUCUUUGUCGGCCCGCACAACCGGGCGCGCAACGCGUGCGCUGUCUCGGUCAAGAAUGUAGUUUAUGUUGGCUCGGCUCACUUCAUCGUCGCUUACCGCCGUGGUAAGGAGAUCGCCCGCUGGUCGGUCCUCACCGAGUCGGACGUGCCGCGCGAGGAUCUGCCCGAUGCGCUGGUUGUCUCGCAGCUCCACGUGUUUGGCCUUCAUCUCAUCUCCAUCUCCACCGACAACGUGCUGCGAGUUUGGGAGACGCAUCCGGUGCGGCUGUACGCCGAGCUUGCUCUGCCCAAGGACGAGUUUGAGGUGACGACCAUGAUUCACCCGGUGACGUACCUCAACAAGAUUGUGCUCGGCUCGCGGCAAGGCGCGCUGCGGCUGUACAACCUGCGAACGCUUCAGCUUGUGCACGAGUUUGCGCCGUUUAGCUCGCGGGUUGUGGACGAUGCUGGUGAGGCUGUGGCCGAGCCGUCGGCGGUCCUGUGCAUGGCGCAGUCGCCGGUGGUAGACGUCAUUGCGGUCGGCUGCGCCGACGGUUCGAUCUAUGUCGUCAACCUGCUGUACGAUGUUGUGCUCAAGACGUACGCGCACGAGUCGUCGCCGGUCACUGCACUUGCGUUCCGCAACGACGGGCCGGGCGUCCUGGUCUCUGGCGGGCUCGGCGGCGAGAUCACGAUGUGGUCGCUCGACCACGACCGGAUUGUGGCCUCGGUCCCGUACACCCACUCGUCACCGGUGACAUGCAUCAAGUUUCUGGAGGGCGAGCCGCUCAUGCUCACCUCGGGUCGCGACAACAAGCUCUCGAUGUGGGUGUUUGACCAGCCCGACGGCUCGCCUCGGCUGCUGCGGUCGCGUUCGGGCUUUGCGCGGCCGCCGCAUCUGGUGCGCUUCCACGGUGGCGAUGCGCGGCACUUGCUGGCGGCAUCGGAGGACCGGUCGCUGCGGUUCAUCUCGACGAUCAACGACGCGCAGUCACGCGAGAUCUCACAGGGCUCUCUGGCGUCCAAGGCGGCCAAGACCGGACGGACGGUGGAAGACCUGCGAAUCAAGACGGUGACGGCUCUGGCGUCGGCGUCGAUUAAGGAGCGCAAGUGGGACUCGAUCCUCACCACUCACGCCGGUGUGGGCGCAGCCUUCACCUGGUCGUUCUUCCACAAGCGGAUCGGCAAGCACAAGCUCAAGGUCAACACAACCGGGCCGCGUCACGAGUCGUCGGCGGUGACCAUUUCGGUCUGCGGGCACUACGGCGUGGUCGGCACGUCGACCGGCCUCGUCGCCCGGUUCAACAUGCAGUCGGGUGCGCGGCGCGGCGACUUUUCCGACCCGUCACUGGACGGCAAGGCCGCGCACACCAAGCGGGUGACCGGCCUCGCCAUUGACGCAGUCAACCUGCUGCUCAUCUCGACCUCGCUCGACGGGACGGUCAAGUUCUGGUCGUUUGCCAAGGGUGAGCUCCUCGACACCAUUGCGCUGGACUCGCCGAUUGUCAAGGCCUCCAUCCACCGCGACUCGGGCUUCCUUGCGCUCGCGUCGGACGACCUCACGCUGCGGAUUGUGGACAUUGAGACGCGGCGGGUAGUGCGCAGUUUUGAAGGUCACUACAACCAGAUUACCGACCUGUGCAUCUCGCCGGACGCGCGGUGGCUCAUCUCGUCGUCGAUGGACUCGACGCUGCGGGUGUGGGACCUCCCGACCGGGCGGGCCGUCGACUGGGUCCGCUUUGAUCGGGCGGUCACGUCGCUGGACAUGUCGCCAGACUCGGCAUACCUGGCGACGACGCACGUCAACUCGCAGGGCAUCUUCCUCUGGGCCAACGCCCACCACUUUUCCUCGGCGCGGCUGGUGCCUGUUGACGAGAGCCUCACGCCCGGCCAGCUCCCGCUGGUUCAGGUCAACACCUCGCUGCUCGGCAUUGACUCGGACGCAACCGAGUCAGGCGAGUCGUACAUGGGUGCGCGCUCACUGAUGACGCUCAUCAAGGACCAGGAAGCGGCGGCGGACGCGGCAGCGACCAAGAACGGGUCGGGAGCUGGGUCGGCCGCGGCGUCGGGCUCCGAGCCGGGCGCGCCCGGCGAUGCCCAGCUGGAUCCGCGGCUAGUGACGCUGUCGUCACUGCCGGCGUCGCGGUGGACAAACCUGGUGCGAAUGGAUGAGGUCCGCGAGCGCAACCGCGCGUCGGACGACCACCUUGUUCUGCCGGAGAAGGCGCCGUUCUUCCUCGCCACCAAGGCUGGCCUCGAGCCCGAGUUUGAUACCUCGGUCAUCGACGAGAUGAAGGCCGAGGCCGAGGCUGUCCGCAACACGGCCAAGUCGUCGCGUAUCCUUGACCUCGGCUCGCUCAAGUCGACGUCGGGUCUGUACAAGCACAUUGCAAGUCGCAACUUUGACGCCGCGCUGGCGUGGAUCACCAAGUCGUCGCCGGCGCGGGUCGAUCUCGAGUUGCGCACCAUGUCCGAUCCCGAUGACCUGGUUGCCGUCGUCCAGUUCCUCACCUGGGGCCUCUCCACUCUGGCCAACUACGAGCUCUUCCACUCGCUCGCUCAGCUCGUCCUCACCGUUCACCAGGAGACGCUCCUCGCCGGCGAAGCUGGGCUGGAUGCCGAGCUUGUGGCGCUGCAGGCUGCUAUGGCCGACCCGCUCGACACGCUCGAUGCCAUGUUCAACGCCUCGCUCUGCAUGGUCAAGCAUGUGCGUGGCAUCCAGUAAAGACACGGAUGGCAAGG